GAGACAAGUGGUUGAAUCAGCAGCGCAAUGGCAUUUAAAUUCGUCCUACUCACCACUCUACUGGCCGCAGUCAACGCAGGGUUGAUCCCGGAGCACGGAUAUGCUUCUUCUCAUCAGAGCAUCCAACAUCACGCUCCGCUGUACCAACAUGGUCCAUCAUACCACCAAGCCGCUCCAAUCCAUCAGUUGGCUGCUGUCCAUGCUGCUCCAGUUCAUCAUGUGGCCGCCAUCCAUGCCGCUCCAGUCCAUCACGCUAUCGUGAAGGAAGUCGAGCAUCAUGCACCAGCGCACUACGAGUUUUCCUACUCUGUUCAUGAUGGCCACACCGGAGAUAUCAAGAGCCAGCAUGAAUCUCGCCAGGGAGACGAAGUUCAUGGGCAGUACAGCCUGCUGGAUUCGGAUGGCCACCACCGUAUUGUUGACUAUCAUGCUGAUCACCACACCGGAUUCAACGCCGUCGUGCGUCGUGAACCAACCAACGUGAAGGUGGCCCAACCAGUACACAAAGUCAUUGCGCAGCCUGUGCAUACUCUAGCUCCAGUCGCUCACGUUGCUCAUCAUGCCGCUCCAUUGGUGCAUAGUGCGCAUCAUAUUGCCCCAGUCGCUUACCAUAGUCAUGAUUACCAGCAGGCCGUCCCAAGUCACUACAGUCAGCAUCACUACUAGAAUGCUAGGGGUUUUCGAAAGCCCUAACUACCAAUG
Molecule: messenger RNA, 702 nt
Organism: Topomyia yanbarensis
Lineage: Eukaryota; Metazoa; Arthropoda; Insecta; Diptera; Culicidae
Product: larval cuticle protein A2B-like
Exons: 2
Coding region: 28-666 (212 amino acids)
Cellular component (GO): extracellular matrix
Source: RefSeq, a predicted model, not a curated record